AUGGCCGGCCCACUGCGUGUCGAUGAAGUUGUAUUUGCUAAGAACAAUGUGCAAAUUAUGAUGAAGAAUGAACCAAACAGUAUGGUAGAUGGUUACCUUACGAUUAAGAAACGCGUGAGGAGUGCAGGCAGGAUGUGUUCACCACCUUGCUCACCACCACCAUCUCUUACCGCACAUUGGAUUCCUAAUGAGAAGUUGGCAAGAAGCAUACAUAGUGAUGGUGGAUACACGUUCACUGUCGACCUAGGCAAGAUGAGAUCUCUUCGAUUAUUUUAUGAUAAUGACAAAGCAAAAGGACAACUGGUGAUUGCAAGCAGAGAGAAUCAUUUCAAAGUCUUGCAUUUCCCUCAUGGUGGGCUCACACAGCUGCUUGCUGUUUUACAAGAAUGGUCUCUUUGUUCAGAACAGAUUGGAAAGCCAGGAAAAGAGAAGGAGACUGAUGGUCACAUGAGAACGUUUAUUAUUCAACAAGUUGCUCUGACAGAUGAACAAUAUCAUCCAGAAGAGGGAAUGUUUGUUCGCCUUGCUAUUGAUACGUGGCAAGCGUUCCAUGAUUCAAAUGGAGCUGUUUUAAAUAGUUCACUUAUCAGACGCAUCGUUUUCUUUGCUGGAGUGGAUGAUGCAGCGAGGCCACUUGUAUGGCCGUUUCUUUUUGGAUUUUACUCAUUCAAUUCAACAAGAGAAGAGAGACUGAUUGUCUAUCGAAGUAAGGAGGAAGAGUUCAAGGAAAUAGAGAGAGAAAGGAUUUCUUUUCUUUCUGAAUGUAAUGAGCCUAGUAUUCGGCAAGUGUUACGGAAGCUGGAAUGUGAUGUAUUGCGAACAGACCGAUCUUCCCCUUUCUACUCUGGAGAAGGGAAUCCAAAUGUAGAAUGUCUGAGAGAACUACUUCUCAACUACACUGUGUACGACAAAGAGAUGAGUUACACACAGGGCAUGUCAGACUUGCUGUCUCCUAUUCUGUCAGUGUUACAAGACAAAGUCAUUUCAUUUUGGUGUUUCACAGAGCUGAUGAAGAAGAGCCAAUUCUUAUCAUCUCCCAAGCAAGCCAUUAGUGCUCACUUGGUGAUGUUACGAGAACUAAUCAGACUGUUGCUUCCUGAGUUUUAUCAUCAUUUGGCACUAAGUAGUGAGUCUAUGGAACUUGUUUUUUGUCAUCGCUGGUUCCUUCUCUUCUUCAAGCGUGAAUUCAAUGAGAGUGACCUUCUCACAUUGUGGGAGUGUCUUUGGAGUGGACAUUUAACUGAACAUUUCCAUCUCUUUAUUGCUCUUGCAAUCAUUGGUGUUUAUGGGUAUGAUGUGUUGGAGAGAAGACUGCCUGCAGAUGAGAUGCUCAUGCAUUUCACUGAACAAGCAAAGAGCAUGAGCAGCAGUUUAGUGCUCAAUCAUGCAAGGGGAUUCCUCCACCAACUAAGUCAAUACAAACUGUUGCCAUGUUCUUUGGAGUCACUUGUCAAACAAUCAAAAAUUUGGGAAGACUCAGAGAGACCCAGUCUUGUUUGUAGUCAACAGUGCGAACACACUAAAGCUACUCUGGUUGUAUAGAUAGUACACAGUGACAUGCAUUCGGUUGGUUCUGUAAUAAUUUCUUAUUGCAGUGUAACAGUUUAAGUAAGUUAUAUAGCGUUUUGAUAUUGCAAAUAAUUUAAUGCUCUUUAGCAAUGAUAAACUUCAGUAUGGAAACUGUAUAGUGCACUCU
Messenger RNA from Corticium candelabrum, 1696 nucleotides. Its product is annotated as TBC1 domain family member 16-like. The transcript has 5 exons. NCBI's taxonomy places the organism in Eukaryota, Metazoa, Porifera, Homoscleromorpha, Homosclerophorida, Plakinidae. Gene Ontology annotation, cellular component: early endosome. The record is from RefSeq and is a predicted model, not a curated record. The coding region runs from base 1 to 1542 and encodes 513 amino acids. Gene Ontology annotation, biological process: activation of GTPase activity. Gene Ontology annotation, molecular function: GTPase activator activity.